Drosophila kikkawai is the source of this 647-nucleotide messenger RNA. RefSeq lists its product as uncharacterized. Lineage: Eukaryota; Metazoa; Arthropoda; Insecta; Diptera; Drosophilidae. The record is from RefSeq and is a predicted model, not a curated record.
CAGAAAAUCCAAUCAAUUAUCAGCCUAAGGGGGAAAAACUCACCCGUUCCCUGCCCAAUUCCGGAAACCCAAUUCCAAGCCGAGUCCCCCAAGCAGAAGUCAAACUCUGAGUGAAAUGGGCAACAAGCUGCGUCGUCGCCGGGUCGAUGCGGAGGAGCCAGAGGGUAGUCAGCCAAAGAAGCCCCCAGGAAGAUGGCCCUUCUGGCGGAUUGUCUACUGGAUGUUCAUUCUGCUCCUGAUGAUCGGUCUUGUCGUGGCCAUGUACUUCACCCUCAAGUCGGACUUUGGCGAGUGCUCUGCCUAUGACGUGCGCUGUGAAUGAAUGCUCCUGAGGCUGUGCAAUCGGGGAGUCGGGAUCAAAAAGCUGUCUGUUUGGUGUCAACAAUGUUUUAAGCUCAAUUAAUUAAUAUCAAGAUGUUUGCUAACCAUAAUGCUAGCCUCGAACGCCACAAUACCGAUCGAAUCUGGAAGAUUGUUUUCAUCUUUCUUCUGUUAAUAAUACUUGUUGGUUACCUAACCCUAUUGAUUAUAUAUAUAUUAUACAAGGCCAGUUAAGAUACGGGACACAAUUAUAAACCUAAAUUUGCAUGUUUCCUUUUUAUAAAACAUAUAUGUGUCUGCAUUAAAGUCUUAGUUAUUAUUCAGUA